Adineta steineri is the source of this 834-nucleotide messenger RNA. The record is from the annotation of a GenBank genome assembly. NCBI's taxonomy places the organism in Eukaryota, Metazoa, Rotifera, Eurotatoria, Adinetida, Adinetidae.
AUGUUACUUAUACAACAACAAUCAUCAUCAUUUCGUGUUUGGACAAGUCGAGCACUAAUGAUAUAUUUUCGUCGUGCAUUACUUUUUCUUGUUAUUAGUUCUCGUCAAAAUUCAAAUAAUAAGAUUCAUUUAUUAGAACAAGAAACAGUUAAUUUUAAUGAUGCUGAAGAUGAAGAAGAUAUAUUAAUGAUAACGGAUGAAAGUAAAUCAUCACUUGAGAGAUAUGAAAUAGAAAAAAAUUCAUUGAAUAAAUAUACAAUCGAUAAACUUUUUCAAGGAUUAAAUAAUUCAAUGAUAAACUCAACAAUAGAUAUAUCAUUACAAUCACAAAUUACCGAACAAUUUGAACCUUUUACUGAAAGUUUAACUCAAGAUUCGACUAUUGAAAUUAAUGAAAAUAAAGUAUCACAUGAUUUUAUCUAUCAAAAACAGCAGGUGCCUAUCGAAUAUCAUAAUCAAAUUCGUACUUUUCAAUCCUGCGAUCGACACUCUAACUUUACAAAUCAUAUAUCAUCCUAUCCAAUACAUUUAACUGAUGAAAACAAGACAUUUAAGUUUGGUUCACCUUGUCUACCGUCAUUUUUUGAAUGUUAUUCGUCUGAUGAUGAAAUGUCAUCAUUAUCAAAUUCUAUUCAACAAAAUAUAUCUCAUUCAUCCAAUAAUGAUGAUAAUAAUAAUGAUUUACUUAUAACUAGCAAUAUACGCGUUCGUUUAAUUGCUAAUCAGCGUGAUAUCGAAUCAACAUUGAUUCAUAAUAUCCAACAGAAAAAAUCACAUAUGGAAUUUUCUUCAAUAACUUUAAAUAAAAAAUUUCUCAAAACAUCAAUAUUGUAA